Frankliniella occidentalis (western flower thrips) is the source of this 1782-nucleotide messenger RNA. Its product is annotated as piwi-like protein Siwi. NCBI's taxonomy places the organism in Eukaryota, Metazoa, Arthropoda, Insecta, Thysanoptera, Thripidae. Gene Ontology annotation, cellular component: P granule. Gene Ontology annotation, molecular function: piRNA binding. The record is from RefSeq and is a predicted model, not a curated record. Gene Ontology annotation, biological process: regulatory ncRNA-mediated gene silencing.
GACCUCAUGGUAGUGGGCUUUGAUGUAUGUCAUGAUACUGCAACAAGGGGCACGGAUCAAGGUGCCAUGGUGGCAUCACUGGAUAAAGCUAUGUCCCGCUAUUAUAGUACCGUAACAGCCCACCGAAGUGGGGAAGAGCUCUCUACCAAUUUAGCUGCAAGCAUUGGCAGUGCUGUGAGAAAGUACAGAGAGGUAAAUGGCAGACUGCCUGGACGCAUAAUUAUUUAUCGUGAUGGUGUGGGUGAGGGACAGAUUCCCUAUGUAGCCACCACUGAACUAGAAUGUAUAAAGGUUGCUCUUAACAACCUUUACAAUGGGCAAGAGAUGAAAAUGACCUUCGUCAUUGUAACUAAAAGGAUUAAUACAAGAAUAUUCACUGAUAAAAGAAUGAAUGCUCCACCUGGUUCUGUGGUCGACGAUGUGAUCACUGACCCAGAGAAAUACGACUUUUUCCUGGUGUCACAGAGUGUGGGCCAGGGAACAGUCAGCCCUACCUCAUACAAUGUGAUCUAUGACACAAUGGGCCUGCCUGCUGAAAGGUUGCAAAGACUGACUUAUAAAUUGUGUUACUUGUACUUCAACUGGAAUGGCACUGUACGGGUACCAGCUCCAUGCCAAUAUGCUCAUAAAUUGGCAUUUUUAGUUGGACAAUCAAUCCAUAGGCCAAUCCAUGGGGGCCUAGAAGAUCUCUUGUAUUUCUUGUAGACUUACUAAUUUUGUCUAUUUUUCUUUUCAUAACUUUUAUUCAAAAUGUUAUUUUUUAUUUAUAUACAAUGUUAAAUUUUAUGAUGUAAUCUUUUUCUCAAACAAUGGAAGGGUCCUGAAUGCAGAUGAUACAAAUUUGAGACCAGUGUCUUGUUCUACUACUCUGUCUGGAAAUGUUCAGCAGGGUCCAAAAAUAAUUCCUGCUAAAUUUUCAUGGGCAAUGGCCCAUAAGUAAAUGUCUCAUUAAAAGAUCAAUUUUAUUUUCAAAAAUCUGCAUCUGCUAGGCCUUGCAACCCUAACAAGGGAACCCCGCCAAGUGUAAAUUCCCGAUUUUCAUUCUACUUUGGGAAAUUGUUGGUCUAAAUGUGUCCUCGAAGGACACAUCAAAAUUUUUUGCUCAAAUUCAAAUUUAGGGGUUAUUUUGGGCAGUCGUUCCAAAAGCUGCUAUUUCAACAAUAUUUCAUAAUUUUCAAGCAUAUUUCCCAAGGGAUGAAUCGUUGAAAGUUGCGCUCCAUUGUUCGAAAAUUUCGUCCGUUUUGCUCUAUUUGAAGCCGUUUAGGCGCUACCGCCACGUUAAGGAGGGGAAAUGUACAGGAAUCACUAGGGCUUAAGAGCAGUGGUUGUAAAAAGCAGUCCGACAAAAAAUGUUAUAAAACAAAAGUUGUAGAAAAAUGUAAGCUCUUUAACUUUUGUUCUAUGACAGUUUUUGUUUAUUACACUUAUCUAACAAUGUACCCAAAAUCUGCCAUCCAUUACAAUGUUAAUUGGAACUGUUCAUUUCUUUUUUGUGCUGUACAGGUCUGGGUGGCCAAGGUUGCUAGGAGAUUAUUGUCGAAGAUUAUUGUAUAUUGCCAGGUUGGAUGUACACCAGAUUGCUAGAGUUGUGUGUGGCCCCCUCAACCCUUACGUACUACAUACAUAGUGACUUGAUCCAUGUGCCUCUCUACUUUUUACUCAACAAUUCAAGCUGGAUGACACAUUGAAUUAUAAUGUGUUUAAUUUUAAUGUUCAAUUUACUCCAUCUGCUAAAAAGUUGCUGUAAUUUUUUGUUGGGAAUUCAUUUUAUUAUUUAAUGAG